This is a messenger RNA of Drosophila serrata, 861 nucleotides long. RefSeq names its product lectizyme-like. Gene Ontology annotation, molecular function: serine-type endopeptidase activity. The record is from RefSeq and is a predicted model, not a curated record. Gene Ontology annotation, biological process: proteolysis. NCBI's taxonomy places the organism in Eukaryota, Metazoa, Arthropoda, Insecta, Diptera, Drosophilidae.
ACUACGAUUGCAAACGGACGUCAAAAAAUGUGGCACCAUCGCACCAUGGCUGGUCUUCUCCUCCUGCUGACCGUUGUUGGACUGUGCCACGCGUCGGAAUUGGAGCACGAGGGUCGCGUGGUGGGUGGAGUGGCGGCGGCAGCGAACAGUGCUCCCUACAUAGUGUCCCUGCAGUAUGGCGGCACCCAUUAUUGCGCUGCCAGCAUCCUGAAUGCCAACUGGCUGGUCACGGCCGCUCAUUGUCUGGCCAACAGGAACCAAGUGCUGGGAAGUACCCUGGUGGCGGGCAGUAUCGCCGUGGCGGGAACAGCAAGCACCACCCAAAAACGGAGCAUCACUCACUACGUGGUCAACGAUCUGUACACAGGCGGAACCGUGCCCUACGACAUUGGAUUGAUCUAUACCCCAACCGCCUUCACAUGGACCGCUGCAGUGGCUCCGGUGAAGUUGCCAUCGGCAGCCAAGCCAACUGGCAAGGCCACGCUCUACGGCUGGGGUAGCACCAGUAAAACCAACAGCCCCUCGUAUCCCAAGACUCUGAUGGUGGCCAAGGAUAUACCCAUAAUAAGUCUCACCUCCUGUGCGGCGGCUCUGGGUAGCAAGGGUGUAGAUGUCCACUCCACAAAUCUGUGCACGGGUCCCCUUACCGGUGGUACCAGCUUCUGCACCUCGGACUCGGGAGGUCCUCUGGUCCAAGGCAAUGUCCUUAUCGGUAUCGUGUCCUGGGGCAAGCUUCCUUGCGGUCAGCCCAAUUCUCCAUCCGUUUACGUGGAGGUUUCUGCGUUUAAUUCAUGGAUUGCCGCCAACCAAAAGAUUUAAAUUUUGAAGUUAACCAUUUUUGGGAAAUAAAAUUGAAAAGAA